Bombus pyrosoma is the source of this 1250-nucleotide messenger RNA. RefSeq lists its product as uncharacterized. The record is from RefSeq and is a predicted model, not a curated record. The transcript is spliced from 3 exons. The coding region runs from base 201 to 761 and encodes 186 amino acids. NCBI's taxonomy places the organism in Eukaryota, Metazoa, Arthropoda, Insecta, Hymenoptera, Apidae.
CCCCACUUGUUUGCGAGACACGUUCAUAAAUCGAAACCAAUAUUGUUAUAUGAAGUUAGUACGACGUUGGGCCCUAACAAAGUUAGAGCGUCGAAUGUUUUGUUUGCAAAAUAAUAGAAAGUGCGUUCAUUUUCAUUGUACAUACAUCUUUUCUUUUCUUUUCUUCUCUCUUCUUUUUACAAAAAUCUUCUAAUUAGUCGAUGGUUGUUUUGAGAAAUUCUCGUCGAGGCUGUAUGAAGUUUGAAACAUUGAAACAAAGUCGAGAGUUCCUGUGGGUCAAGGAAUUUCAACAUUUCAAAAUCAAGAUCUUUGAAGAAAGUGCAACAACGAGAAGUGUUAAAAGGAGGUUAGCGGAUUUGCUUUUCGAAAUUUGCAAAGAUUGCGAGAGAAUGGCCGCUAUUCCGCAGGGUGCAUUUGCAGCGUGCAAAGUCCGCCGCAAUUUAGAACGCAAUGCUAUGAUAACACCACCGAUAGAGGAGAGGGAAAAAGCGGGUAAAGAAAACACAUUCAAUAUGAGACCCCCUUCGGAAGGCCGAGAGCUUACACCGCUAAAAUAUAACAGCAAAUUAAUGAACAGCAUCUGGGGACUUUACAACCGUUAUUCGGUACAUAAUUUCAAGAAAAACAAUUCUAAUGAUGGGGUGUUUGGUAAGUUCGCGGCGAUUUGGGAGACUAUUUCUCAUAGCCAUGCAUAUGCCGCGAACUCGGUAAUUACAACUGCAGUUACCAACAAUAACUCUCAAAUUAUACAAAAGAGAUGAACAGUAUCUGAUGAUUUGAUGAUCUGAUAUAUGUAAUAUCGAUUGUUAAUUCAACUGUAAUAAUUAAAGGAAAUUUAAAUACUAUAUAUGACUUACGAUUAUAGAGAAUUGCAACAGUAUUGCAUAUUCUUUUUACAACUUUUUUAAUUGUACGUAGAUAAAUAAAAUAUUUUUCCUGGCAACUAUGGUGCAAUUUAUCAAAUUUUAAUUUGGUACAUAAUGGUAAAGAUUUCUACAUGUAAUUUUAAAAAGACUGUUGUAAUAUUUUGUUUAACUGUUAAAAUAUAGUGAUGUAUGAUAAAUAUAUAAAUAUAGAUAAAAUAUAGAUUUUUAUAAAAAAUAGAAAUAUAUCUAUAUAUAGAUUUUGUAUAUUAUUACUUAAAUAUUAUAUUGUUUUGUAUAUAUAUAUUUUGUAUAUUAUUACUUAAAUAUUAUAUUGUUUUAUAUUGUUAUCUAAUAAAUUGCAACUCACAAACGUGUAUGAAACUA